GCUAAAAUUAAUGAAUUGAAUUAAUGAAUACCAUCCCCCAACUCUCCCUAAUAACUCUUACUACAAUCUCUUUCUCUUUCAUUACUUUCACACACCACCACUUCACUACCCAACAAACCUCCUUUUUUCUUCCUCUCUGAGUCUUCCACCCCACCUCCACUCAACUCCUCCACCUUCUUCUCCUUUCUUUUUCUCACAAUCCCAAAAACCCUAAAACCCUUUUCAUCAAUUCUAGAUCUUACCCAUCUUACUAUCCCUAAACACCUUUUCAUAAAUUUUAGAUCUUAUCCAUCUCAAAUUAACCAAAACCCUAAAAAAACCCCUCUAUUAAUUCUCCAUUUCCCACCUCAAUUUUUGCUACCGACAAUCUAGGGUUACGGAAAUGGAGUGGUAGAAGCCUAGAAGGUAGGUUUGUAGAACCCAGAAAUUUAAUUGAGAAUGUAUAAAAAUCAGCUUCAAGAAUUAGCACAAAGAAGCUGUUUCAAUUUACCUUCCUAUACUUGUAUAAGAGAAGGCCCAGAUCAUGCUCCUAGGUUUAAAGCUAUAGUUAAUUUUAAUGGUGAAUCUUUUGAGUCUCCUCAUUAUUGUUCUACUCUUCGUCAAGCUGAACAUGCUGCUGCUGAAGUUGCCCUUAAUUCUCUCUCUUCUCGUGGCCCUUCUCACUCUAUUGCUGCUCGCAUUUUGGACGAGACGGGGGUUUACAAAAACCUUUUACAAGAGAUUUCACAGAGAGUUGGAGCACCUUUACCACAUUACACAACAUACAGGUCAGGCCUAGGCCACCAACCAGUUUUUACCGGUAAAGUAGAACUAGCAGGUAUCAUAUUCACAGGAGAACCAGCCAAAAAUAAAAAACAAGCAGAGAAAAAUGCGGCGUUGGCAGCUUGGCAGUCGCUAAAACAAUUGGCACAACAAUCAGGGAGUUCGUCUUCCGAGCAAGACAACACUGAUGAGCUUGAGCAGGUGACGAUAGCCCGAGCGUUGUUGAAAUAUCGAUUGAGGGAAAAGAUGACAACCGCAUCCAGCAAACCCUUGCCAUUCCCACAAACAUUUCCGAUCCAAAAUCCAAGACCCUCAAGCCCCCAACGUCGUCCAGUAAUGGCAUCCAAGAUUCUUCCAUUUAUCUGCCCCAAAAAGACGCCACCCCGAGUCCGUCCCUUUUCAUCAGUAAUGUCCGACCUUUCAUCACAGCCCCAGGUUCAAGAUUCCCGAAGAUCCGAGUCUCCAAGAUUUCCAGGUGUGGGGGCACCUCCAUACGUUCCAAUGCGUCAUGUGCGAGGACCGUGCCAUGGUAUGGCACCGCCCGUGACUAUUAGGAAUGCUGUGCCAUGCUACUCUGCUCCACCUGUUCACAGAUCAGCAAGUGCUGCUCCUCCAGUUAUAAGGACAGCACCACCUGUACGGAUCGCCCCACCAGUAUGUAUUAGGCAAAGUAUCCCUGUUUUCUCGGCCCCAGCCCUUAAAAGGGAAGAUCCACCAACUGCUACACUUCCAGAGCCAAAUAAACUUCCAGAUAAAGCAGAAGCAAUUCCCGAUUCAACUGGCCUGCAAUCCCAUAAUUCUGACCCGGUUGUUAAACCUCUUCCCCUCCGGAUCCCAUGUCCUUCUGUGACACGGCCGCCCCCUGUUCGAAUUGCACCUCCCGUCUGUAUUAGACAGGCUACUCCUGUUUUUGCUGCCCCACCAUCUGAUCUACAUGAGCCGCCAUCGGCCCAGCCUAGGGGCCCUAGUAAGGAGGUGACAAAUGACGAAGGAACCCGAGAUUCAGAAUCUUUAAAGAAGUUGGAGCAGCUUAAACUCUGAAAAGGCUCAUAAGAACGAAUGUAGAUCUCUAGGCGUACCGCCUCAGGAAGUAUGAUUUUGUUACCGGUUUUUGAUACUUUGGUCCUAGCCAUCUUGUAUGAAUGUCCGUCUUUCCCCUGUUUAGUUUCUCGUUCUCAUGUAUUUGAGACGCCAUAUCGUCGAUGUUUUCUUUAUAGUAUAUUAGCAACUUAGUGUUACAUUGGCUUAGUGGCCGAGUAUCAAAGAAUGGUUUUCAUUGGUUCUUUUUCCGAUCAUGUUUUUCUAUCUGCAUUUUUAUAAAAUAUGGUCCUCAGGUAAUACUUUUGUU
Amaranthus tricolor (Joseph's coat) is the source of this 2110-nucleotide messenger RNA. Its product is annotated as double-stranded RNA-binding protein 2-like. The record is from RefSeq and is a predicted model, not a curated record. Lineage: Eukaryota; Viridiplantae; Streptophyta; Magnoliopsida; Caryophyllales; Amaranthaceae. The coding region runs from base 439 to 1803 and encodes 454 amino acids. The transcript has 3 exons. Gene Ontology annotation, molecular function: double-stranded RNA binding.